This is a messenger RNA of [Torrubiella] hemipterigena, 1097 nucleotides long. The record is from the annotation of a GenBank genome assembly. Lineage: Eukaryota; Fungi; Ascomycota; Sordariomycetes; Hypocreales; Clavicipitaceae.
CUGAGAUUCAGCUUACCUUGCUCGCUCACUCAUCGCCCUGCAUUGCAUCGCCGCGGAUAGAUCCACUCCAUGUCCCCGUAGGCGAUCCCGAAUUUCACCGGCGGGAAUCUUGCGGGCUUUCUCAUUUUUAUUACAUUUACUAUAUUUAAUAAAGUCGACCGCCGCCGUCCUUUUAGACGAUAGACUACUUCUUCAACCUAUUCUUUUAUACUCUACCAUAUUCAUAGAUUUGCUUUCAGUCGCCCCCGCCCACCAAUCAUAAUGCUCUCUACACUCCCCAUUGGUCUUCUUCUGGCCGGCGCUCUGUCUGCUGUCGCCAUUGAGCUCCCCAAGGAAUGCCAAGUUCCCAACCCCGUCAUCACCGACUUCAAAUGGUUCAAUGGCUCCUCAAGUCUUCGCUGCAAUUCCCCCAAUGCCUACACCCGCGGCUACUACUGCUACAACAGCACGCUCGCCAACCCCUGGCUAGAGCCUAUCGACCACAACACUUGCAUCGACGUCCAGCACGGUUACUGGGUGUACCCUUGUGCCGAUUCCAGUAUACCUCAGAACCCUCCACCCUGGGGCCACGGCCCAGGAGAAGUUCUUCAAUUCGCCUACAAGGACGGCGAAACUUGCCGGCAAGGCGUUAGUGGCGGCUACCACAACUACAACAACCCGGGCCAGGGUCUUACCGCCUGCCGAUCGUAUUCUGGUGGUUUGGGCUUUGGUUCCUCGUUCUGGGGUUCCUCCAACGAAGCUACGUCCCAGGGCAGAUUUGCCAGGGAUUUGAACUACGGCUAUGCUCCCAAGUGCACCAACGGAAGCAGGAUUGCAUACCAUGCAGAGGGACCGUUUACCCUGACUUGCACGCACGACGAGUUUAAGAAUGCGACUUGCACGGCUGAGCCGUUCGAAAUCCCCAUUACAAGCUAUACCAUUAUUGAUGGAUAUUAAAAAGAGAAGCCAGUAUAUAUGCUACAUUUGCGGCAUGGUUAGCACGAGAACGCAAUAGGACAGUGGGAACUGGAGGGGAUACAGCAAUUAGAACCUUUAUAACAUAACUAUUUACCCACAUACAUUACAUCAUUACGUAUAAUUAUAAAAUUAAUAGCUAU